GUUGCCCUGGCAGCGCCAAUCCCAGGCUGACGGGAAGUGAGAGAGCCCGGAAAAGUCCCAAGGCCACAGAGGACCAGGCUGAGUCGGGCUUCCCCUGAUGCUCACUUCAGAAGCCAGUCCCAGAAGACACUAGGGGCCCAGUGGGUCCCCCUAACAUCCGGAUCCACCAGGCAGGCUGCCAAGCCAUGCUGUCCCGAGGCCUCGCUCUGCUUCUCUGCCUCUUACUGGUGCUGCCCGAAGCAGCUGGGGAGGACAGGGGAGAGACCUGGUGGGACAGAACGGGAGCCCCCACGGCCAAGAAGGUGGGCAAGGGCCUGAAGGAGCGCGUGAAGGCUGUGACAGCUCUCUCCAAAAAGUACUGGGCUUACUUCUCCUGCCAAGUGUGGCCCCAGGACUGUGAAGAGGAAAUGAAAACUGCCUCUAAGUCACUGGGGUGGACCUUUCCCAUCCUGGGCCGGCAAUACCUGGAUAUUCUUUCCAACUGGUACUGUAGCUUCAAGGAGUGCUGUGACAGGGCUGACUGCAGGAUAACCAACAACAUCACAGGCCUGGAGAUAGACCUAAGCACCCGACUACAUGGUCAGCACUUGGCUCGGGAAGUGGUUCUGAAAUCAGUAAAGGGCUUCCUCUCGGUGCCGCAGCCAGAGAAACCUCUAACCCUGUCAUUCCAUGGCUGGUCUGGCACAGGCAAGAACUUUGUGACGCGGAUGCUGGCGGAUCACCUAUACCAAGAUGGGCUGGAGAGUGAGUGUGUUCAGGUGUUCAUCUCCAUGCUUCAUUUCCCUCAUCUGAAAUAUGUGGACACAUACAAGGAAAAGCUGAUGGAACAGGUAAGCAACACAGUUCAGCGCUGUGGGCAAGCCCUGUUUGUCUUUGAUGAGGCUGAGAAACUACCCCCAAGUCUGCUGGAGACUCUGAAACCAUUCCUGGACCACUAUGACACCAUCAGAGAGAUAGAUUAUCGGAGAGUCAUCUUCAUUUUCCUCAGUAACCUUGGGGGCAACAUCAUCAAUGAAGUGGUCCUGAGUUGGCUUAAGGCAGGAAGGUCCAGGGAAGAGAUCACCAUGGAGGACCUGGAGCCCCACCUCCAGGCUGAGAUCCUGAAGUCAACAGAUAGCAACUUUGGCCACAGCCGACUUGUGAAAGAGAACCUGAUCGACUUCUUUGUCCCCUUCUUGCCACUCGAGUACGAUCACAUCAAACUGUGUGCUCGAGAUGCUUUCCUGGGCCGGGACCUUGAGUACACCGAGGAGGCACUGGACAAAGUUGCCAAGAUGAUGGUGUAUGUACCCAAGGAAGAGAAACUCUUUUCCGCUCAAGGCUGUAAGUCCAUUUCCCAGAGAAUCAACCUCUUCCUGCCUUGACGGCCACCUGAGAGGACUGCAUGAGAGGAGCCUUCUCUUUACCUCUCCACAGACCAAAAGGCCUCCUAGGAACACCAUUGAACAGCCUGACUCCUGCAGGAAUAUCAAGCAUGGUGCCCUUUUACCUUGGGGCUUCGUAGGGCGGGAAGAAAAGCCUGUGCUCCAGCAAUCACGAACCUGUUGGGUGUUUGUCCUUAAAAUUAUUUUGGUGCCUUUUGGGGAGCCUCCUGUGGGUGAACAGUGGCUGCUGGACAGUGCGUACAGUGAGAAUUUGAGGCAUGGAAAGCUCUUAAAGAAGCCCAGAGAGAAGUGGAAAAUGAGGUUUAACUUAAAUAGGGGUCAAGAGCCUCUCUGUUUCCAAGCUGUGUCCUUGGAAUAUCCCCGGUACAACCAGUGGGAAUUCAGGAAGAGAAAGUGAGACAGCCUUAGCCAAUGCGGGCAAGGUCUAACCAAAGAGAGGAACUUUAUUAUAGCUUUUCUGUUGCUUCAGAUUUUUUUUUUUUUUUUGGCGGGGCAAUGGGGGUUAAGUGACUUGCCCAGGGUCACACAGCUAGUAAGUGUUAAGUGUCUGAGGCCGGAUUCGAACUCAGGUACUCCUGAAUCCAG
Messenger RNA from Dromiciops gliroides (monito del monte), 1970 nucleotides. RefSeq names its product torsin family 3 member A (gene TOR3A). Gene Ontology annotation, molecular function: ATP binding; ATP hydrolysis activity. Gene Ontology annotation, cellular component: nuclear envelope; endoplasmic reticulum lumen. The transcript is spliced from 6 exons. The record is from RefSeq and is a predicted model, not a curated record. Lineage: Eukaryota; Metazoa; Chordata; Mammalia; Microbiotheria; Microbiotheriidae. Bases 186 to 1364 code for a protein of 392 amino acids.